Alosa sapidissima (American shad) is the source of this 5651-nucleotide messenger RNA. RefSeq names its product DiGeorge syndrome critical region gene 2 (gene dgcr2). Gene Ontology annotation, cellular component: membrane. Lineage: Eukaryota; Metazoa; Chordata; Actinopteri; Clupeiformes; Clupeidae. The transcript is spliced from 11 exons. The coding region runs from base 262 to 1896 and encodes 544 amino acids. Gene Ontology annotation, molecular function: protein binding. The record is from RefSeq and is a predicted model, not a curated record.
ACGGAGCCAUCUUGUUUUAUUUCUGUACUGGGUAUGUUGGUGGUAGUCUCAAAGUAGGUGCGCGGGGAUCAAAUUAUGUAGUAUAUCGUUUGUGCUAUAUGUGUUUAUAGUAGUAGUUACACUAUGGGCCACGUUUUUUUCGAUUAUAAAAUAAUGAAUAGCUAGAUCGGAUUUGGUUGCACGUUCUUGGCGAGGGUGUGCUAGUUCAUAUUCUCGGUUAUUUUCUUUCUGUGUGGGUGAACUACUAUGAAUGGAGGAUAAAUGUUGCCGAAGGCUGACAGCAGCAGUUUCGUCCUUGUCUUGUCUCUCCUGUUUGUUCUGACUCUGACGGAUCCACCACGGACAGGCCCUCGACUAGCGUUGGCCAGGCUACUGUCAGAGCAGCGUUGCAGCCCUGGCCAGUUUGCCUGUCGCAGUGGGAAGGUGCAGUGUAUCCCUUUGGACUGGCAGUGUGAUGGCUGGAAUGCCUGUGAUGACAAGAGCGAUGAGAUGGACUGCCCUCACAUAAAGGAGGAGCGGAAUCGCUACGGCAACAGCUACGACCAGGUGGAAGAUGUGAUGGGUGUGGCCCAGCCUGUGCGCUUCAACAAGAAGUGCCCGACUGGCUGGCACCACUACGAGAGGACGGCCAGCUGUUACAAGGUGUACCUGCGCAGCGAGAACUACUGGCAGGCGGUGGACACCUGUCAGAAAGUCAACGGGUCGCUAGCCACCUUCGUCACCAACGAGGAGCUGCAGUUCAUCUUAAAGAUCGAGGAGGACUUCGACGAGAAGGUCUGCGAGAGGAAGGACCAGUGCAAGUUCUGGGUGGGCUACCAGUAUGUGGUCACUUAUCAGAACCACUCGUUCGAGGGACGCUGGGAGGUUGCCUACAAAGGCCCGAUGGAGGUGAUCCUGCCCCCAGAGGGUCUGACCAGCUUGUUGCGUGAGGCGGCGCCCCCCCAGGACAACGUCUUCUGCGGUCAGCUGCAGCGCUUCCAGAUGCGGAGCAUGAACGAACAUGGGCUGCACAGCUGGCACGCAGAGAACUGCUACAAGAAGUUCCCCUUCCUCUGCAAGAGGAGACAGACUUGCGUGGACAUCAAGGACAACGUGGUGAACGAGGGCUACUACUUCACGCCCAAGGGCGAUGACCCAUGCCUGAGCUGCACGUGCCACGACGGCGAGCCUGAGAUGUGUGUGGCCGCGCUGUGUGAGCGCCCGCAGGGGUGCCAGCACUUCCGCAAGGACCCCAAAGAGUGCUGCAAGUUCACCUGCCUGGAUCCAGAUGGCAGUAGUCUGUUUGACUCCAUGGCCAGUGGCAUGCGUCUGAUAGUCAGCUGCAUCUCUUCCUUCCUCAUCCUCUCUCUGCUCCUCUUCAUGGUCCACCGCCUCCGACAGAGACGCCGCGAACGCAUCGAGACCCUCAUCGGGGGCAACCUUCAUCACUUCAACCUGGGCCGGCGAGUGCCGGGUUUUGACUACGGGCCAGACGCCUUCGGGACGGGCCUGACUCCCCUGCACCUGUCAGAUGACGGUGAGGGCGGGGCUUUCCACUUCCAGGAGCCGCCCCCACCCUACGCGGCCUAUAAGUACCCCGACAUCCAACACCCCGAUGACCCCCCGCCCCCCUACGAGGCCUCCAUCAACCCUGACAGCCUCCUCUACGUGGACCUGGCGAGGAACGGUAUGCCGGUGAGCAUGGGUCAGAUGAGCAUGGUGGACGCGGGCGUUGCAGGUGAGGGUUCGGUUCUGCCCCCCCUCCCUCCGCCCCCCGCGCCUCAGGAGCGCGAAGACUCCAUCGACAGCAGCACCUUCCUGGUGGCCCCCGACACCCCCACCGAGAGCAGGGGCCCUGGGGGGCCACAGGAGCCCUCAGACUACAGCAGCGCCCCCUCUCUCAGCACAGUGGUAUAGACCUGCAGCGGGACAGAGAGCGAGAGAUGGAGAGAUGAACAGACCGAGAGAUGGAGGGGGUGGGGAGGGAGAGAAGGGGGCUGGAGGAGGAGGAGGAGGAGGAGGAGGUGGUGGUGGAGAUACUUCAGUGAAAUGAGAUCAAAAGGAAGGAGAUGAGAAGCUCUACGCUCUUUUCAUCCAAGAGACGAGAGAUGGCGGCUAAACUCGUGGAGACACUAAAGAGACCGAAACGAGAGCCCACAGAACAGCGAAGGAGGUGCUCUUCACUUGGGCACACACGAAUGAACUGGGACUGUGUGUGUGUGUGUGUGUGUGAGUGUGUGUGUGUGUGUGUGCGCGCGCCUGCCUAUGUGUGUUUACACGACGUGACGGGUGCGUUUCUGUACAGAACUGAGAUCUUGUGAGAUUUCCCCGAGAUCGGACACUACUGAGGCUGACCGUUGGUUUUGCUUUGUGGUGAUUCUUUUUUUGUUUUGUUUUUAAGCAGACGAAGCAGCUUGUACGUGUCAUUUGGUUGUGGUAGGUCCCCUCAGCGUCCUCCUCCCGCGCACGCACUCCUGUACAUAUGGGCCCCGGCCCCUCGCCUGGCUCCUACGGCUCGCUCGCUCGCUCUUGCUUUUUGUUGUUGUUUAUUGUUUGUUGUUGUUUUUUUUUUUUUUUUUUUUUUCGAUUUCUCCUCCCUGUCCCAUAGUCCUCCACCUGUUGCCCACGGAGACCGGAUGGGCACACCCGCAUCACAAAGACUCACGGGUAGUCACGGCAACGUCGGCCACAGAACCGGAUGGACGGACUUGUUGCUGCGGCAGGCGUGACCUUUUUAACUAUGCCCUUUUGAGUUGUGCUGGCCUUGCAGGACCCGGUCAGAUUCCCGAGGUCAGUAGGCAUGGUGAGGAUGGCAGGAACUUGGGGCUGGCCACGUGACACGUGUGCCGCAGCACGGUAGCUUCCUAUUGGCCUCACGCUCAGCGUUAGUGGUACGGACGUGUGUGUGUGUGUGUGUCGCAGCACGGUAGCGUCCCAUUGGCCUCGCACCCAGCGUUAGUGGUACGGACGACACCAGACAGACCACCGUCCGCCGCCGGUGUCCUCGAGACUUUCUGUCUGGGUCGUCAUUCCUUCCUGUUUUGUUUCUAUUGUCUGUUGUGGUACUAUAAGCACACUCGUGUGUGUGUGUGUGUGUGUGUGUGAGUGUGUUUGUCUGUCUGGUUACUGAGUUGUGGUGAUAAUGAUGGAUCAUGAUCAUUAGGUUUUCUCUUGGAACUGUGCCUCAGGACAUACACCGAAAACACACUCUCACACACGUAUACUCACUACAGUAAUAAAACUGCAGUGGAGACUCUACUGUUCAUGCGAACCAGCCAAUAGGAGCUCUGCAGUGUGAAGCGGCUUGUGUGAUUGGCUGGCCCUGAAGAGCUGUGUGUGUGGUGGUAACAACAGCUCCAUCUGGUGGAUGAGUGCUGCCAUCAGCUCACACUAAGGUGUGUGAAUGAGCGAGCCUGUGUGUUUGUAUGCGUUUGGUUGUUAUUGCUUAUUUUGUUGUUUACUUUUGUUUUCUUUUCAAUUGUACUUUUGUCAAACGUAUGCCAUGCAGACUAUGACCUCUUCACUAGUCUUUUGCUUUGACUGUAUGUAUUUGACACCGCAUGUGUAGCGAACAUGAAAAGGCUAUUGACUUUUUUUUUUCCUCAGUAUUUUGCACAUGACUCUCUUUGCUAUGCUGUUUCUUUAUUUGUUUUGACUGGUCAGUCCUGCAGGCAACCAUUAAAGACUUCAGGGGUCAGAGGGCUGAGGUCAGGGCUUCUUUAACACCAUAGGUUCAGGACUUUUGUGAUCGUUUGACCAUAAUCUGCAUGUUUGUUCAUUUAAGCUGGUUGACUGAUGACCCCCCCCCCCCCCCCCCCCCCUCAUUCCCAUCCGUCGGUAGGUCCACCUGAGUUGUUUGCCCCAAUGCUAGAGAGCGUUAGGGAUGCCCAAAGCUUCACGAGAGAGGCCGUGUGACUAACGUUACAUGGCCCUAGAAUUGGACAUGACAAUCAUUUCAGGUUCAUAGAACAGACAACUGGCCUUCCAUCAGUAAGGUAGGGGGAAAAUACUAGUUUGACUGGGCUGUUUUUAUUUAUUUAUUUUAGUUAACUAGUUAACUGUAGAGUGUCAUGCAGGGCAACACUAGAGAGAGAGAGAGAGAGAGAGAGUGUGUGUGUGUGUGUGUGUGUGAGUGUGAGAGAGAGAGAGAGAGAGAGGUGAACGCUGGACGAAGGUUUACAAUUGAACCACCAUUAAACAAUUUGCAAUGUUUAUACACAAGUAUGUUGAGGAAAACAUGUUUGCCUCGAACGCCUGCCUCUGUUAAAAGAAUUUGAACUGCGUGCGUGUGUGUGUGCGUGCACUGUAUGGUGAGAUGAGGCUAAUGCAGUGUCUGCAGAGACACACAAGCUUUGUAGGAUAUUGAGCUGAAAUCAAGCACCAGCGCUGCCCUGUUGUCUUUGAUGAACUGUCUGCAAAGCUCUCCACGGCAUCGACGUCAUAUAUGAAAUGUCUGACUUUUUAGUUUCUUUAGUUCUAUUUGCGUUGGCACAGACAAUCCUCUGUGAAGGAUCAGUGAACUCUAAUGUUAAAAAGAGAUUUUUUUUUUUCUGUGUAUGUAAAGACGUAGGAAUUCAAGGCGAGUAUGUUAAUGAUUUGAGUGUGAACAUGUGUUUUGUUUUUAUUUGUUUUGUUUUUUGUUGAUUUUUGUUUUUGUUUUUGCUUUUCCUUUCCCUUACCCCUCGUUUGGACCUGAGGUGCAUGUUGUAGUGUUUUUGGGCAUGCUCAGAUCGUCUUGUUUGUUUGUUUGUUUGUUGUUUUGUUUGUUUGUUUUUUAACCCACUCCGUGCUGAAGCCCCCCCCCCCCCCCCCCCCCCCCCCCGCCAACACAGCCCACACAGGCAUGGCUCUGGACUGGGUUGCAGUUGGACCUGUUCCAGAUCGGGUCAGGAUUAGAGCCAGAUCAGGGCAGUUGUGUCAUGUCGGAUCCAAAUCAGAGAGGCUUAAAGCCAGAGGUGUGUUCAGAUGUUGGCGACGGCUCUGUUGCUCGCCAUUUUUGUUUACAGUUUAAAGCCAAUAAUUUGAGAAAUGUUCACACAGAAAAAGAUACAUUGAGCUUUUUGCCAAACUUGAACAUGUCUCUGGCCUUAGGCUCAACAUGCCAUUAGUCUGACUCUACAGGAUACACAAGCCCAGAUCGGGAUAGUUGGCUUCGUGUUGGCUUAGAUCUGACACCUGAAGCCAGGUGUGUGUUCAAAUUUGGGAAACAGAGUUGGACGUUUAAGCCCCAACUACAACUACAAACAGAGUUGGACGUUUGUAGCCCCCCCCCCCCCAUCUGGACUAGGGCUAGUCCGAGUUCUAGUCCGAUUCCAGACCCAGUCCAGAACCUGCCACUAAAUGGGCUCCAAUUCUGCCCCCUUUGGCUCCAAUUACGCCCCCUUUGGCUGCGUCUUCAAAUUAUUAGUACCGGUAGCUGAUUUUUCAUUUGUUAUGGAUUUCAGACUGAGGCGGUGCAACAAGAUUUUGAGGGGAGGGGAAAAAAAAAAUGUUUAAUGUAGAAUGCAAGCAGUCAAUGACUUUUAAAUGUUGAUUUUACUUUAGGCUUUAUAUUUUUUAAUAGUAGAUUUUUUUUUUUAUUAUUUUUAUUUUGUAGGGGGCCUUUUUAAGUUUUAUUUUGAAGUAGAUGUACAUCUAAUCAAAUGCCAAAUAAAUUGUAUCAUAAAAAAGUA